Molecule: messenger RNA, 1788 nt
Organism: Mycotypha africana
Lineage: Eukaryota; Fungi; Mucoromycota; Mucoromycetes; Mucorales; Mycotyphaceae
Exons: 1
Coding region: 365-1612 (415 amino acids)
Source: RefSeq, a predicted model, not a curated record
AAAAAAAAAAAAAAAAAAACAAAAAAAAACCCUAAUCAAGUGUGUGUAUGUGUAUCAGUAAACUCAAGGAUAGUUCAUAACGACUUUUUUUAUACUUGGUGGAGCAGCCAAAUACCAGCAAUACCGUCAUGCUAUCAAGUCUAUCCGAGAACGAGAAGAGAAGCUAGCGGAUGAAAGAGAAAAGAAACGCACUCUUCAAGCUCGUAUUGCCAAUUUACAGAAAUCGAGUCCUAAAUCACCCAAGCUUACUGAAUUUCAGAAAGAAUUACGUUCACUGACACAAGAUACUGUUGAAAGUGAGUUUGAUCUGGCUGACUUUAAGCGAUUUGCGUUGAAAGAAGCAUUUUAUCUUCGUUUCAAUGCCAUGCACGAAUUUGCUGAAAAGACCGCUUUAAUUGCUGGCUUUGGCAAAUAUUUGACGGAUCUGAUUGAUACAGAGCCUACGAUCAAAGCAGGGCAGCCACGUCUAUCACCUAUUCAGCGUAAGCCUUACGUUAAAGGAGCUGAGGCAGCAAUGAUUGUAGCGGAUGCUAUGAAUGCUAUUCAACAAUGGAAACCCUUGGCUGAAGAUGAACGACCUACUUUGGCCAAUAGCAACGGCAGCGUCACCGCUUUAUCCGUUGUCUCCAAUGACAGUAGCAUUAGUCAUAGCCAUGCAAAAAGUGAUGAUUCAACAGGCGACUUUCCUGCUGCUUCAGAGCAACCGAUACAGCAGAGGGUACCGCCUGCUCUUCCACCUCGACGUCUAACAGAAGAGGGUACAGCUAACACACCUACUACGCCUACAACAGCUCAUGAUGAGAUACCCCCGCCUUUACCUCCGAAAACAUCCCACGUCUCGCCCUCUUUGGUCAACAGUACAGGAGAUUUGAAGACGAAGAAUGAAGUGGGCAUCGAUUCGGCGGCAUACGAGGCACCUCCACCUGCUUAUGAAGAAAAAGCAGGAAAAGCGUCAACAGCAGCAGCAGCACAAAGAGGCACAAUCCAUAGUAGUAUUAGCGAUCAUAAAAAUUUGCCAGUUCCUCCUCCACAUAUACCCGCCCAUCAAGGACAACACCACACUGCCCAUCUUAGCAUGAGUUACGACCCGCCUCAUUCACCGGAACCGUCAUCUGCUGCUGCAGCUGUCACUACUAGUUCGCCUCUAUCGACACAUUCCCAAACUGUUUUUGAAUCGCCGUUGCUCCAUCAGCAGCAAUCCAGCAGUACUAGCUUUCAUGAUCCUACUAAAGCAUCAACUUCUGUGAAUUCUCAACAGCAGUUUCAAAUAGAUUACCACCAUCUGUAUCAUCGUCAAUAUCAGCAGCAGCAGCAGCAGCAGCAACAACAACAAUAUCCGUACUAUCGACCUUAUUCAGAAUUCCAACAACAAGUGCACCAUCAUCAACAACAACAACAACAACAACAACAGCGACCUAGAAUAGAUGCCGGUGGUUUCCGUAUCCCGCCUACGUCAUCUUCUACUUUUAUGUCAGCUGAAGAAGAGAAAGAAAGGCUGGCCCAUUAUUAUAGACAACAGCAACAGCAACCCUCUUCUUUUGCAUCUCAUACUUUGAAUAAUAAUCAGUCAUCAUCCAAGAGUUCUCAUUAUGAACAAAAGACGCAAGAAUAAGUAAAGUAUGCAAAUGUACAAUGUAACGGCACAACAACGAUAUGCAUCAUUCAAUUUGUACAUAGUUCAGAUAGAGAUGUAUUAGAGUUCAUAAUGCAUGAUAUAUUGCACUCAAAGUUAUAGUAGUAGUAGGCUGACUGUUGGGUAUUUAAAAACGACUAAGUAAAAUAAAGCUG